Messenger RNA from Monoraphidium neglectum, 501 nucleotides. RefSeq lists its product as hypothetical. Lineage: Eukaryota; Viridiplantae; Chlorophyta; Chlorophyceae; Sphaeropleales; Selenastraceae. The coding region runs from base 1 to 501 and encodes 166 amino acids. The transcript has 2 exons. The record is from RefSeq and is a predicted model, not a curated record.
AUGCGGCUUCACGGCGCCUUUUGGGGGGGGAGCGGGGGGAGGUUUGCGUGGCAGCAGCAGCAGCAGCAGCAGCAGCAGCAGCAGCAGCAGCAGCAGCAGCAGCAGCAGCAGCAGCAGCAGCAGCAGCAGCAGCAGCAGCAGCAGCAGCAGCAGCAGCAGCAGCAGCAGCAGCAGCAGCAGCAGCAGCAGCAGCAGCAGCGAGCUACCAACGUUGUGUCCUGCACGAAGCGGCACCAUGAAACACAGCCUAGGGUAGGCGCGCGGCGUAACAGCUUGAUGAGAGCCGCCCAUGCCCCCGCCUUCCCGAAAAUUAGCCGCGUCCUCCCACCGAUGAGUGAUGUGAACAUGUCUGGCCGCGAGUGCGUGCCGCGGAUGACGAGGAUGAGGGAGCGCGUGUCGCGGUCCAGCAGGAUGGCAAAGGCGGGGCGCAGCAGGCCCGCGGUGGGGCUGUGGAACAGCACGUCAGACUCAACUGGGCGGACACAGCAGGGAGGGGGGUAG